Molecule: messenger RNA, 970 nt
Organism: Bursaphelenchus okinawaensis
Lineage: Eukaryota; Metazoa; Nematoda; Chromadorea; Rhabditida; Aphelenchoididae
Source: the annotation of a GenBank genome assembly
AUGCCUUAUUACUGUUAUCAGUGUGAGAGGACUGUAGAUGCAAAUCAAGUAAGUUCUACUUAAGGUUUAAGUGCUUUGUUUAGCAUCUACGCUGCUCCAGUUGUGAUGGCGAGUUUAUUGAAGAGGUUGCACCACAACCAGCAUUCAAUAUAACCAAUAGAGGUCCUGCACAAAUUUCAUUUUUUGUCGGUGGAAAUCGUGUCAAUUCAGGAGCCCAGCCGGAAGGUUUCCCUGCUGUAAGUUAUUCAAUUCUUUAUAUUAUUACUUCUUUAGUUUUUGCAAAGUUUGAUAGGAGCUGCUGGACCGUCAUCUGGCAGUUUGUUUUUUGCACAACCUUCUGGUGAUAGUAGGCAAAAUAACGCUCCAAGGCAGCCAAGUCCGAAUAAUUCUAAUGCUAAUGGUCAACAACAGUCCGGUAGCAACAAUCCUAAUGAAAUAUUCGGUCAAUUUCUCAACCAAAUAAUGGCAAAUCUCUCAUCCAACGUUCCACAAGGAGGACAAGUACAUAUUCAGAUUGGAAGAGGUAACAACGGUGGUGGGUAAGCGUUUUUUUUCAAGAAUUAAUGCAAUCCGUCCUGGUUAUUAUAAUGAAGAUAAUUUUAGAGUAACAACGAAUCUUGGUGAUUAUGCGUUGGGAGACGCAAAUUUUGAUGAGAUUAUAACGCAAUUGCUUAACGGUUACGAGCAGAACAUUGGAUUGUCAAAGUCAGACAUAAAACGCGUCCCGAUAAUCAAUGUUACUUCUACUCAUGUUGAAAACGGAACUCAAUGCACCACUUGCUUUGACAAUUUUGAACUUGACCAAGAAGUGGCACAACUCAACUGCAAACACAUAUUCCACAAAGAUUGUAUUACGCCGUGGCUGGAGCGACAAAAGACCUGCCCUAUCUGUCGCCAACCGGUCGACCCGUCUCAAUGGCCGGAAGGAGAAAAAGAUCGUGUAAUUACUGAUGUAGAUGAAUUGGAUUAG